Messenger RNA from Priceomyces carsonii, 963 nucleotides. RefSeq names its product cyclin-dependent protein kinase-activating kinase (gene CAK1). Lineage: Eukaryota; Fungi; Ascomycota; Pichiomycetes; Serinales; Debaryomycetaceae. The transcript has a single exon. Gene Ontology annotation, molecular function: cyclin-dependent protein serine/threonine kinase activity; cyclin binding; ATP binding. Gene Ontology annotation, cellular component: nucleus; cyclin-dependent protein kinase holoenzyme complex; cytoplasm. The coding region runs from base 1 to 963 and encodes 320 amino acids. Gene Ontology annotation, biological process: G1/S transition of mitotic cell cycle; protein phosphorylation; regulation of G2/M transition of mitotic cell cycle. The record is from RefSeq and is a predicted model, not a curated record.
AUGGAACGUUAUUCAAAUAGAGAAUGUAUAUAUAGCGGACCAAAUUCAGACAUAUAUAAGGCAUUAGACGAUCAAACAAAGAAAGUAAUUGCGCUUAAAAUAGUGGAUGUUGAUUUGAAUUUAAAGCCACAUAACAUUCACCAAGAGAUCAGCAUAUUAAAAUGUUUAAAUAAUGAUAAUGUUUUACAAUACCUAGGGUCGUUUAUGAAGCAUGAUGAUAUGGUGCUCGUCACCCCUUUUUACAAGUAUGAUCUCAACAAAAUAUUGAGUCGCCAUCUUAAAAAGUCAAUUAAACACAACCUUGACAACCCGCUCGAGAGUCAACGGAUUACGAAAAAUAUAUUACCAUUGGACGCAAUUGAUCUGAUAUUCAGAGGUUUAGUCAGAGCAUUGAACUACUUACAUAAUGAAAUAGGAGUGAUUCAUAGAGAUGUUAAACCUGGUAAUAUUUUCUUCAAAAGAGAUGACUUUAACCCUGUUUUGGGCGAUUUUGGUAUAUCAUAUCCCACGAAAAAUCCACCAGAAGAUGAGCCUGUGGCAGAGAAAUAUCUCGAUGUGUGCACGGGCAUAUACAAGCCGCCUGAGUUGUGCUUUGGAAUCACUGAAUACGGAUUUGAGGUCGAUGUCUGGUCAUUAGCCAUACUUUUGACAUUGUUAUAUUCUUCUCUGGGGAAAUCAUGCAUCGAAAAUGAAGGCAAUGACCUCGUAUUGAUCAAUUCACUUUUCACAAACUUUGGAACGCCUACCUUGGAUCCUUCCAGCGCAAUGUACUGGCCAGAAAUGGACAACGAUGCCUAUCAUUUCAAGAGUUUUGAUUUCACGAAAAGGGAGCGACGCCCUAUCCAGCAAAUAUUACCACGGUGCCAGGACUCUAAGAUAUUAUCGCUCUUUGAGAAAAUGAUAAUUUACGAGAGAUCUUUUAGAAUCACAUCGAGUGAAUUAUACCACGAACUCGAACUAUAA